Messenger RNA from Xenia sp. Carnegie-2017, 3183 nucleotides. RefSeq lists its product as uncharacterized. Gene Ontology annotation, molecular function: D-mannose binding; protein binding. Gene Ontology annotation, biological process: Golgi organization; endoplasmic reticulum to Golgi vesicle-mediated transport; endoplasmic reticulum organization. NCBI's taxonomy places the organism in Eukaryota, Metazoa, Cnidaria, Anthozoa, Malacalcyonacea, Xeniidae. The record is from RefSeq and is a predicted model, not a curated record. Gene Ontology annotation, cellular component: COPII-coated ER to Golgi transport vesicle; endoplasmic reticulum membrane; Golgi membrane.
GCUAAUGCUUUGAGUCGUAGGCUAGCGAGGAAUGCGUAGGUCAUUUUUGGCUCAUAAAUGCCCUAAUGCAAUCAGUUUUGGCAUUUAUUUCAUGAAAAAUAUUAUCUUAAAAACUGGUCACCAAACUGUAGAAAUGCUAAGACGAAACAAUUGGAACAUCUUUACAGGUUUUAUGGAUGGAAAUCGUGUUUAUUGUAGAACAACGCGGGUCAAAGGAACGAGAUAUAUAUGGCUUAAUUUUGCCUCGAAGCUUACAAAUUAUUUAUGGACUUCUGAUUAGAUUUCAAGGACUGUGCACCCUCCGUGAAAACCACCUGUUUUACUAUUUUUUCUCACCCCUGGCAAGUCGCUUGAACAAGGUUGCGAGAUUAUUUGUGUAGUCCUAAAGAACUUACAAUAGUCAAAAUGUCUUUUUCCAUGGAGCAAAGAAUUCAAGCUGAAAGUCGUGGAUUUAAACCUGCUGAGGUAUUAGAACUAAAUCUCGACAACUGUCGGACAACGGGACAAGUGGAAGGUCUGACGGAAAAUUUUGUGAAUCUGGACUAUCUAUCGCUAAACAAUGCAGGCCUAACUUCGCUAAAGAAUUUCCCUAAACUACCGAAUUUAAGACGUCUCGAGCUUAGCGAUAAUCGAAUAUCAUCCGGCCUGCAUCACUUACAGGGAUUUCAAAAACUCACGCAUCUAAAUUUAAGCGGUAAUAAAAUCAAAGACUUCGAAACCCUCAAGCCUUUGACGGAGUUAUCCAACUUAAAAAGUCUUGACUUGUAUAAUUGUGAAGUCACAAAUGUUGAAAAUUACCGAAGCGAAGUGUUCAAGUUAUGUCCGUCGCUAAAAUAUUUGGAUGGCUAUGACAAAUUCGAUAAAGAAGCGGACGAAACAGAUUCUUCAGCGGACGAGGAUGACGACGAUGAAGCAAGUGAGGGUGGUGAUGAUGAAGUUGGUGAGGAUGAAGAUGAGGAUGGUCUUGAUGAUGACCUAGAUGAUGAUGAAAACGAGGUUGUUGAUAACGAAGAAGAGGAGGAUGAUAAUGAGGAUGAUGAUGAUAACGAUGACGACGAUGAUAACGAUGAAGAUGAUGAUGAUGAAGGAGAUGAUGAAACUGGAUUAGAAUAUUUACAAAGAGACAACCUUCAGGAGGAAGACGAUGAGGGUGAUGACUUCGAACCCGAUGAAGAUGGUGAAGAUGAGGAUGACGAUGAUCCUGACUUUGAUGAAGGUGAUGCUGAUGCAGCUGAUGAUGCAGGCAUAGACGUGUUGACUAUUCGCAACGAAGUCAAAUUAAUAAUGGCGGAAUACCAAGUGAAAGUUGCUGGAGAAGCGGUGGUUCAACAACCAACGCAGACCUCGGAUGCUGAAAAUUGGCUCAAUCUUGAUCACGAAGAUGUAUCCCAGUUCAACAUGGCGGUUCGGUGGAUUUUGACAAUCUUUGUAUUUUUUUGUAGUUUCUUUGAAUAUCUCACUGAAGACAGCCAACGCAUAAACCGUUUUGAAUACAAAUUUAGCUUUAAAGGUCCCCAUCUUAUUAAUAAAAGUGGACAAGUGCCUUUCUGGACAGUUGGUGGAAGUGCUAUUCCUAGCGAUGAUCAAGUUAGAAUUACACCUUCUUUGAGGGAUAAAAAAGGUUACAUGUGGUCAAAUAAUCAGUAUUCUGCAGACUCUUUUGAAAUUGAAGUGACUUUAAAAGUCACUGGCCAGGGUCGUGGUGCAGAUGGAAUGGCCAUAUGGUUUGUCGAACAGCAAAGUAAGGAGGGCUCAGUUUAUGGAGGCCAAAGUCCCUGGAAAGGAUUGGGCAUCUUUUUGGAUUCAUUUGAUAAUGAUGGCCAAAACAACAAUCCCUUUAUCUCCAUCAUGAUCAAUGAUGGUACAAUCAAUUAUGACCACCACAGAGAUGGCCAUAAUCAGAUCCUUGGUGGAUGCCUAAGAAAUUUCAGAAAUCGUCCACAUCCUGUCCGUGUAAAAGCUCGUUACAACGCAAACAUUUUAACAAUUUGGUUCCACCAAGGAAUGUCUGAAAAACCAGAAUUUGAACUAUGUACCAGAGUAGAAGACAUUCAUUUGCCAAAGGCCGGCUUUUUUGGGGUUUCUGCUGCUACUGGAGGGCUUGCAGAUGAUCAUGAUGUCAUUUCAUUCUUAACACACAGCAUAACAUCAGUUUCUGAUGGGGAAAAGAAAAUGUCAGAGGAUGAACAAAAGAAGUUAUCUGAGCAAUAUGAUCAAAUGGCAGAAAAAUUCCAAAAGGAAAAGGAAGAAUUUGCUAAAGCCCAUCCAAAAGAACCAUCUCCUGAAUCACAGUUUGAGACAUCUUAUGAUCGUGAUCUGAGGUUGAUUUAUGAAGGUCAAAAUGCUGUGCAUUAUAUUGUGAACAAUCUCCACAAGAAGACUGGGGAAUUAUCAACACAAGUGAAUGACCUUCAACAAUUCAUGACUGAAGGCAAACUUAGUGGUGGAGGAGGAGAAUCUAUCACCAAACAGGAAAUCAAUAGUAUCGUCAAUCUGCAAAAUCAAUUAAAAAGUAGUAUGGAAGAAGUGAAGAAUAUGGUGCAUGGUCUUGAUGCUGGUAAAGUAAAGCGAAACAGGAGAUAAUGGUGACAACACAGCUACUGAAUUGAGUAGCUACAGUAGCAUGGAAAUGAUGAUGGAAACGUUAAUCAUUUGGUUACCAAACAACAGGUUGCUGGGAAAGAUGACGGAAAGCCUUGUCCAGUUGUGGAAAUGCCAAAUUGUAUAGGACCUGGUUAUUUUGUAUUCCUUGUUAUUGUUCAAAUAAUUGUUCUUGUAACAUACUUUACAUAUAAAAGUCAACGAGAUGCUGCCAAGAAAUUCUUCUGAUAUUGAAGAAAUGGCAAGUUUAGGCUUUCCUUUGCUCUUGUAUGUGCAAACGAAAAACAUAUCAGUUUGCAGAUAUUUUUGAAAUUUAUAAAUUGGAAUGAGUUUGAAUCACUCUAUUGGCCCAAGUUAAUUGGGUUGUAUUGACACAUACAGCAAAGUUUAUAUAUAAGAUUUAGAAGUGAAUUGGACAUAUGACUAAAUAUUGUUUAAAGAAAAUAGCUAUACGUAUAAUUUACAUGAGAUAAGAGAUAUUCCAUCAAGAUCAUAACCCUAUUUAUUGAAAAACAUUGGAGAAAUUUUUUUUUUAUCAAAGCUGAUAUUAAAUUGAUAAAUUACAGUUGUGAAACAUCAAAA